Molecule: messenger RNA, 1779 nt
Organism: Haplochromis burtoni (Burton's mouthbrooder)
Lineage: Eukaryota; Metazoa; Chordata; Actinopteri; Cichliformes; Cichlidae
Gene: opn7b
Product: opsin 7, group member b
Exons: 7
Coding region: 437-1651 (404 amino acids)
Biological process (GO): G protein-coupled receptor signaling pathway
Cellular component (GO): membrane
Molecular function (GO): G protein-coupled receptor activity
Source: RefSeq, a predicted model, not a curated record
GGGAGCUGCAGACUGAGAGACAGAGGAGAGUGCUGGAGAGAGCAGAGACCGGCAGCACAAGGCAGCAGCAUGUCUGUUUCUAUCUGACGACUCUUGGAUCUCCCCGAGCACAGCUGUCGGGCUGCUGCUGCUGACGACUUGUGUGCUCACUCGGUGAGGGAGCGCUUGAGCGCGUAGUAUACACCAGAGUUUACCAGUGGCUAUGCAUGUUCAACUCUACUGGUUUUCAUAGCACUACCACACGUGUGAGAAGAUUUAACCAGCUUUGCACUGGACCUGACUCAACACCCAUGAUCCCCAGCCAACCCUGGCAUACCCUCUCAUUAAGUGAAUCAGUCUAAGAUGAUGCAGGGUGAAGUGGAACAAGAAGGACCUUCCACACUGAGGUGUAGAUGAAGAGCUGCAGGCAACAGUCGGAAUCCAACUUCUGAGCAAGAUGGGAAAUGCCUCCGAAACAUUUCUGUUCAUGUCUAAAAUAUCAAAAGACAAUGACUUCAUCAUGGGAACGCUCUACACCAUUUUUGGUGUGCUGUCGGUGCUUGGAAAUGGCAUCCUGCUGUUCGUGGCCUAUAGAAAGAAGUCCUCCUUAAAGCCAGCAGAGUUCUUUGUGGUAAACCUGUCCAUCAGUGACCUGAGCAUGACCGUAACCUUGUUUCCAUUUGCAAUACCUUCAACCUACACACACAUGUGGUUGUUUAAUGAGACAGCCUGUACUGUGUAUGCCUUUUGUGGUGUUUUGUUUGGCCUGUGCAGUCUGACCAACCUAACGGUGCUCUCCUGUGUCUGCUGGCUCAAGGUCUGCUGUCCUAACUACGGUAACAAGUUUUCAUAUGUCCAUGCAUGCCUGCUGGUUGCAGGCAUCUGGUGCUACGCUGCAGUCUUUGCUGUCGGUCCCCUGUCGGGCUGGGGAGAGUACGGGCCUGAGCCUUAUGGUACAGCAUGCUGCAUCAACUGGCAUGCGCCGAACUAUAAUUCUGCAGCUAUGAGCUACAUCAUCUGUCUCUUCUUCUUCUGCUAUAUUUUGCCCUGCACUAUAAUUUUUCUUUCCUACACAUUCAUCCUGCUGACUGUCCGUGGCUCACACCAGGCUGUGCAGCAGCAUAUGUCCCCACAGAACAAGAUCACCAAUGCACAAGCACUUAUCGUUAAGCUUUCAGUGGCAGUUUGCAUCGGUUUCCUGACAGCAUGGAGUCCAUAUGCUAUUGUGUCUAUGUGGGCAGCGUUUGGUAACUCAACAACUGUACCACCUAUAGCUUUUGCUGUGGCAGCUAUCUUUGCCAAGUCCUCCACCCUUUACAACCCUAUCGUCUACCUGGCUUUCAAGCCCAAUUUUCGCAAGUCCUUGUGUCGAGAUGUGGCGAAUUGCAGAAGGAGACUCUGUGGAUGUUUGUGCCAGGGUGGCUCUGCAGAGAAGGGAAUUUGCAGGCAGUCCCAUCACAAAGAAGAAUGCAACUCUACAAGGUUAUCCAAUGGGUUACCAGAGAACCACAGGACCUGCAGACACUGUCCUUGCCCAGAAACAGACAACGGUAAUAGAGAAAAUUGUAUAGACUACAGUCUUCAGCAAACCGCCAGGAUUCUUCAAGGAUCCGUACACAGUGAAGUGGCUGUCAGCCAGCUCUCCAAUGAGAUGCAGAGUGACUUUCUCUAGAGGAACAAGUGGAAAAUGAAGUAUGAAGCAAAAAGUGGCACGAAUGAAGCCCAAAUAACAGUAAGUGCAAGUUGGGGGAAAAGUGAAAAUGCAAUCAAACAAACAAAAAUGGUAAGACUGAUUUAAAA